Molecule: messenger RNA, 1999 nt
Organism: Scaptodrosophila lebanonensis
Lineage: Eukaryota; Metazoa; Arthropoda; Insecta; Diptera; Drosophilidae
Product: protein 5NUC-like
Exons: 7
Coding region: 103-1908 (601 amino acids)
Biological process (GO): AMP catabolic process
Cellular component (GO): plasma membrane
Molecular function (GO): 5'-nucleotidase activity; nucleotide binding; metal ion binding
Source: RefSeq, a predicted model, not a curated record
CACACUCGCUCUUCACACAAUUAGGCAGUGGCAGGUAAAAUGGUUGGUUUCGACUCAUUUUGAGCCAGUUUGCCAGCAGAUCGUGUGUUGACUGCAUUUAAAAUGUUGUAUCGGUGGACCUUCCUAAUAAGCACAUUGUUGCUGAGUGCCAGCAUCAGUGCUAAUCCUAUCAGCAAAAGGUCCACCGUAGCCACCGAAUUUAUAAUCCUCCACAACAACGAUAUGCACGCCCGAUUUGAGCAGACAAAUGUUAAUAGCGGACCGUGCUCUACGGAGGAGGCCAAUACUGACAAGUGCUACGGUGGUUUCGCUCGCGUGGCCUAUGAGGUACGAAAAUAUCGCGCAGAAGCCCAAAAUGGGGGAACUCCGGUAUUCUAUCUAAACGCUGGAGACACCUAUACGGGUACCCCCUGGUUCACCGUCUUUAAGGAUAACAUAACCACCGCUUUCCUCAACAAACUAAUGCCAGAUGCUAUUUCUCUUGGAAAUCACGAGUUCGAUAAGAAUGUGGAGGGACUCAUACCUUUCCUCAACAAUGUCGAGUUUCCAGUUUUGGCUUGCAACUUGAAUCUUACGAAAGUUCCCGAAUUGGCGGCAACCAAGCAUUUGGUUAGCUCGACACUCCUGGAGACAAAUGGCGUUAAAAUUGGCGUUGUUGGCUACUUGACGCCAGACACGAAAUUCCUAACGUAUAAAAACGAUGUUGAAUAUUUGGAUGAAAUCGUAGCAAUCAAUGCUGAAACCGCCAAAUUGAAGGAGCAAGGCAUCAAGAUUAUAAUUGCCUUGGGUCAUUCGGGCUAUAAGAGAGACCAGGAGAUAGCCAAGAACUGUCUGGAUGUUGACAUUGUCAUUGGUGGACACUCGCAUUCAUUCCUCUUUGGUGACCAGCCCGUGGACGAAACUGAGGACGAGGGCUCCAAUGAAACCUCCGAAGUUAUCCGAGGCCCCUAUCCCACAGUGGUACAACAAGGUGGCAAAAGGGUGCCAGUUGUUCAGGCCUAUGCUUACACAAAGUACUUGGGAAAACUUCAUGUUCAGUUCGACGAGGAUGGCAAUUUGAUAGAAUUUGAUGGCGCGCCGAUUUUAUUGAACGCAUCAGUGACACAAGAGGCGGAAUUAUUGCAAUUGCUGGAUGUAUAUCGUCCCACUAUUGAGGCACUAGACACUGACCCUGUGGGAUACACAAAGGUCAAGCUUGUGGGUGGCGAAUAUUGCCGCAAAUUCGAAUGUAACCUCGGCAAUCUAAUUGCAGACUCCAUGAUAUUUGCGCGCGUUCUGGAGAAUGCGGGUGGGGAUUACUGGACAGAUGCAUCGAUUGCACUCAUACAGGGAGGAGGCAUUCGUUCCGGCAUCGAUAAAAAUGCGGAAGGCUCUAUAGUCGGUACGAAUAUAUUAACCGUACUUCCUUUUGAGAACGCACUUCAUGUCACCAAAAUAAGUGGAAAGACGUUGUUAAACGCUCUGGAACAUUCGGCAGCUGUAAGAAGCCAAGACUCCAAUGGUGGUUUUCUACAGUAUUCUGGAGUCCGUGUUGAGUAUAACUACGAAAAUCCCGAUGGACAACGUGUGCUUUCCGCGGAGGUUCGUUGCGCUCAGUGCGAGGUUCCUUCUUACAGUAUUCUAAACGAAACCGAUUACUACAACGUGAUUGUGACGGACUUUCUGCUGGAAGGUGGCGAUGACUUUAUUUUAACGGAGGAAGACAACCCGGGUACGAUUCUCAUGGAGAAGAAUGAUCAACAAGCUUUAAUUCAAUAUCUCGAGCAACGGCAUUAUGUCUAUCCGGAAGUGGAAGGUCGUAUAACAUACCAGUCCCCUUCUCCCCCAUCAACCGAUGAUGCGGCAAGUGUUAUAGCAUCCAUUGGAUUGCUCCUUAUCUCGUUCCUGGUCACGAGAAUUUUUAUGUAAAAUAAAGCACACGACCUUGUUAGAACUCCUUUCCAUGUACAUUUACAAAUCCUGCAUACUAGUUACUUAAAUAAAUUCCCUUUAUCUAGUC